Molecule: messenger RNA, 1074 nt
Organism: Salvia splendens (bonfire salvia)
Lineage: Eukaryota; Viridiplantae; Streptophyta; Magnoliopsida; Lamiales; Lamiaceae
Product: receptor protein-tyrosine kinase CEPR1
Exons: 2
Coding region: 1-1074 (357 amino acids)
Biological process (GO): protein phosphorylation
Molecular function (GO): ATP binding; protein kinase activity
Source: RefSeq, a predicted model, not a curated record
AUGGUAGGGGCGGCUCUCUACCUUCGGAGAUGGUUUAGCAGAGACAGAGUCGGGAUGGAACACGAGGACUUUGUCUCUGCUUCCUUUUUCUCCUACGAGAUCAAGAGCUUCCAUCGCAUAACCUUCGACCAGCGCGAAAUUGUCGAGGCGAUGGUCGACAAGAACAUCGUAGGGUACGGCGGGUCCGGGACGGUCUACCGGAUCGAGCUCAACAACGGGGAGGAGGUCGCCGUGAAGAAGCUAUGGAGCCGGAAGAACAAGCACUGGGAUGACGACGGUGUCGUUCUGGACAAGGAGCUUAAAACUGAAGUCGAGACGUUGGGGAGUAUCCGCCACAAGAAUAUAGUGAAGUUGUAUUGCUAUUUCUCGAGUGCUGAUUGCAGUCUUCUUGUGUACGAAUACAUGCCGAACGGGAACCUCUGGGACGCCCUGCACAAGGAGAAGGUUGUCCUUGAUUGGCCGAUACGGCAUCAGGUUGCACUAGGGGUAGCUCAGGGACUGGCUUACCUCCACCACGACCUAAUGCCGCCCAUUAUUCACAGGGACAUUAAGUCAACUAAUAUCCUCUUGGAUGUUGACUACCAACCCAAGGUCGCGGACUUUGGCAUCGCCAAAGUCCUGCAGGCCAGGGGAUCAAUGGAGGCCACCACCACCGUCAUUGCAGGGACUUACGGCUACAUAGCGCCAGAAUAUGCAUUUUCGUCAAAGGCGACGACCAAGUGCGACGUGUACAGCUUCGGAGUGGUGCUGAUGGAGCUGAUAACGGGGAAGAAGCCGGUGGAGGCGGAGUUUGGAGAGAGCAAGAACAUUAUAUACUGGGUGUCGACGAAGGUGGAGACGAAGGAAGGGGCGAUGGAGGUGUUGGACGAGAGAAUCUCGGACUCGUACAAAGACGAGAUGAUCAAAGUGCUAAGGAUCGCCAUACGGUGCACGUGUGGAAGCGCAGCGCUGCGCCCCACGAUGAACGAGGUGGUGCAGCUGCUCAUGGAGGCGGACCCUUGCAGAUUCCGGUGCUGCACCAUUUCAAAUAAGGCGCCACCAACUAUCACCAUCACAAAGGACCAGUUCGAUUAG